GUCAUUGGAGGAGCAUGCGUGACACAUCAAAACUUGACGAAAACAGACAGCUCAGGCAGAGGCUAGCAGACGGUUCAGCUUAGAUAUCUGUGGGAAAACAUCUGAGUACACGGCACGAAUAUAAGGUUUAUACCGGGAUCACUCAAGACUACAUUGUAAUCUUCGAUUUCUACUCUACUGGCUGACAGGAGAACGGAGUUUGGUUAUUGAGGUUGAAACACUGUCAGCUGAAGAACUUUUUCUGCCAUGGAGUUUCCAGAUUUAGGAGAGCACUGCUCUGAGAAGACCUGCAAGCGUUUGGAUUUUCUGCCCAUGAAAUGCGAUGCCUGUCAGGAGAUUUUCUGUAAGGACCACAUAACCUAUGCAAAUCACAAAUGCAUGUCCUCUUACAAGAAGGAUAUCCAGGUUCCUGUCUGUCCUUUAUGCAACACCCCUAUCCCCAUCAAGAGAGGGGAGAUGCCCGACAUUAAAGUCGGUGAACACAUUGAUAGGGAUUGCAAAUCUGAUCCUGCACAAAGGAAAAGAAAGAUUUUUACCAAUAAAUGUUCUAAAGGAGGCUGUAAGCAGAAGGAAAUGAUACGAGUGACCUGUGAUCAGUGCCAUUUAAAUUACUGUCUUAAACACCGGCACCCACUAGACCAUGAUUGUAAAACAGAUGGGAAACCUCUGUCCAAAUCAGGACAUGCUGCUGUAGUGAGAGCCCAAGGUGCUUCCUCCACCUCGGCCUCCGGUUCGAGUUCAUCUGCUUCAGGAAACUCUCGACCUGUCUCUAAUGGCAUUAGCUCUAACAACAGAGGCCACAACAGUGGCUCCGCUCAGCGAAUCCCUACUUCUGUAUCAGCACAGAAUGUAAUACCACCAUCAGCAUCAUUUCAGGCAGGCCUGACGGAGGAGCAGGCUUUACAAAGAGCUCUGGAGAUGUCUUUGGCUGAUUCCAGGCAGACAGUUCAGCCGGCCCUAAGUCCUCAGGAGCAGGAGGAUCUGGCUCUCGCUCAGGCUCUAGCAGCCAGUGAAGAAGAGUACAGACGCCAGCAGCAGAGACAACAGGUACCCGGAAAGCUUAGCCGUCACUAGCAUGCUAACAGGAACGCAUAGAGGGGAGAGGGUCCAAGCAAUCCAACUGCAGCCUUUCUUAAACCAUGCCCACCUUUUAGACUUCGAGCUGUGCUAAUGAACUCCUAGAAUCUGCUCAUCUGGGACAACACUCUCUUGGAUCAAUGAUUGUUAAAUGAAGGAAUCCUCUGUGAAGUUUGCUCAGAUUUAAACGCCUUCUACAGUAUAAGCACAUACUUUCCUAGCAGGAUCUGUCAUUUUUACAAAUGAUUUGCUUUGUACAUAUUUUAUAUGCUUAUCAUGAUGACACCAUUAUAUUACCAUAUAUGGAUAUUAAAUAAAUUAUUUCAAAGAUGCA
Cheilinus undulatus (humphead wrasse) is the source of this 1411-nucleotide messenger RNA. RefSeq names its product zinc finger, AN1-type domain 2A (gene zfand2a). NCBI's taxonomy places the organism in Eukaryota, Metazoa, Chordata, Actinopteri, Labriformes, Labridae. The coding region runs from base 247 to 1074 and encodes 275 amino acids. Gene Ontology annotation, molecular function: zinc ion binding. The transcript is spliced from 10 exons. Gene Ontology annotation, biological process: protein targeting to ER; proteasome-mediated ubiquitin-dependent protein catabolic process. Gene Ontology annotation, cellular component: cytoplasm; endoplasmic reticulum. The record is from RefSeq and is a predicted model, not a curated record.